Molecule: messenger RNA, 3750 nt
Organism: Loxodonta africana (African savanna elephant)
Lineage: Eukaryota; Metazoa; Chordata; Mammalia; Proboscidea; Elephantidae
Product: protein FAM184B
Exons: 13
Coding region: 1690-3750 (686 amino acids)
Source: RefSeq, a predicted model, not a curated record
GGGGCAGUUCUACUUGUCCCACAGGGUCGCUCUGAGUCAGAAUCCACUGGCUGGCAGUGAGUUUGGUUUGGUUUAAUCACACAGCCAUUGCUUUUUGAUACAGAGCUCACAUCCUCAAGCUCUGUUAUAUUGCAAUUGUUCUUGUACCUCAAGAUCAUUAGUUUUCCCAAAAUUCAUUGUCCUAUUCUUUCCAAGACUCCCCUCAAACAUAGAGACAAAUAGUAUUUACAUGAACAGGAAAGACCUGGUCCUGAUGAUUAAUGUGGUAUUUGGUGAUUAGGUUCAAUUUAACUGUGGGGGCGGAGAAAGAGUAACUUGGCUGACAGCGUUUCUGACGUGGGCGGUGACCGGAGGUGACAAGAAGAGACAACAACCGCGGAGAGACCACAUUCAGGACCCGCUCUGCGGCUGGCUCAGCAACUGGAGCCUGGUCAUCUCGGGGCUCACAAAAAUGCUUUACUCUCCAAGUUCACCGUCCGACUGAGGACUAACGGUCCGCGCCCGGGCGGUGGGCAGUCAUGGCCGAGACGAAACAGCAAAGGCGGACGCCUUGUGGAUGGCGCCCGGGAUUGGGGGUCAGUCUAACCUGGAUCCAGGCGACCUCGACAAGUCAGUCGCCUGACCUCUCCGAACCUCGGGUCCCUCCCAAGCGGGUCGGGAAGGUUAAUCCGGGUCCCGAAGCUCCGGGCAUGAAGCAGGCCCGCAAAUGAGCGCCUCGGAGUCGCAGUCCUAUCCCCUUGGUGCCCCUAGCCCGGAGGGUCGGGGGAGGCCCGUGGGGCAGGCCAGGCGCCGCGCUUACCGUGCCGUAGGUGCGGCUCAGCGCCACCACCAGCUUCGCCUGGUUGUGGUGCGGAUGCUGGGCCAGCUGAAAGGCCUCCUUAAUCGAGAGCAGCCUCUUCUCCGCUCCCAUAGCGCCGUGACCCAGCCGAGACCAGCCCUGGCCGUGGUCGGUCAACCCAAAGCCAAGUUUUCCUCAGUCUCCUCAGACCGCCACAAGCCAGCCUCAGGGCUCCUCGAAGCCCCAGGGUGUGGUUACCGCUCGAGAGUUCAAAUAAUUCCCGCGGGGGGAGGAAGUAUCGCGAGACUGAGGGGAGCGCGUCCGGCGCUGGAGCGGGAGAAGAAGGAGCCACACGCAUUCACGUCCCUCCCCGAUUUGACGCAUGCGGUGUUGGGUCUGUCCCGCUUUCUCCCGAUAGGAAGUUUUCUUUCGGGGGAUGAGGGGCGGGCACUUUAGUUCGGCCGGAAGUAGUGUCAGCAGGGGGCGUGAGGAGCGGAGCUGCUGUGCGACCCGCGGGACGUCAGGCUGGCGGCGCUAGGCCUGGCAGGGUCCUACGGCCAGCUGGGAGGAGGAUGCUGGAGGCUAUGGUGUAUCAGAACAAAGGAGUACUCUAAGUAAGAAGGCAUGGGAUCCUGAAAACAAAGGAUCUCACACAGGAGACCAAUGAAAGAAAGUUCCAGGAUGACUACUGCAUCAAAGUGAUCUAUGCCCUGAACACCCGCCAGGAUGAGGCCGAGGCCAGCUUGGAGGCGCUAAGGGAGGCCCACCAGGAGGAGCUCCAGAAAGCAGUGGCAGAGACCAAGGCCAGCCUCCUGCAGGACCAGGACCGAACAAAGGAAGAUGCCCUUCUGCAGCGCAUUCAGACCCUGGAAAGCGCCCUGGAGCUGCAGAAGAAGCUGACGCAGGAGGCUAUGGCUGAGUCAGCCACCUGCAGGCUGGAGACCAAAGAGAGAGAGCUGAGGGUGAAGGCAGAGCAUGCUGAGCGGGUCCUAACCCUGUCCAAGGAGAUGCUGGAGCUCAAGGCUGACUACGAGAAGAGGCUCCGGCACUUGAUGAGCCAUGAGGCGCCCCAGUGGGGCAGGCUUCCCCAGGAGAGCCUGGACACCAAGGCAGAGCUGGGCCAGGGCCGUGGCCCUGAGAUGCAUGAGGUCUUGCAGGAGGUGGAGCGGCUGCGCAUAGAGAACCAGCAGCUGAGCAAGGACUAUGCCCAAAAGGCCGAGGAGCUGCAGGCCACAUAUGAGCGGGAGAACGAGGCCAUCCGGCAGGCCAUGCAGCAGUCGGUGAGUGAGGCCCUGCGGCAGUGGCAGGAGAAGGAGAUGGACCUCCGCAAGAACUUCCAGGUGCAGGAGUCAGCCCUGCAGGCCCAGGUCAGGAAGCUGGAAGGGGAUCUGGAGCACAGGGGCCACAAGAUAAGUGACCUAAAGAAGUAUGCCCAGAAGCUGAAGGAAAGGAUCCAGGACCUGGAUGUGCAGCUCAGGGCAGCUCGCCAGGAGAACGCAGAGCUGAAAAGCACGGCCAAAAAACUUGGGGAGAAGCUGGCUCUUGCCAAGGACAGACUGAUGCUGCAGGAAUGUCAUGUGUCACAGAAAGCUGAUGACACGAAGACGGAACCAGUUUCAGAGAAUGAAGUCGUGGGAGAAGCGAAUGACUUGGAAGCCCACAGUCUUCAUCCUCAGCAGGACCAAAGCUUUCCCAAGAAAUGUCCAGGCACUAAAGGAAGCACAGAUACACAGAACGAGAAAGACGCAAGUAUUGAGACAGAGUAUAUGAAACAAAAAUAUGAAGAAGACCUUCGUAAAAUCAAACAUCAGACAGAAGAAGAGAAGAGACAUCUCAGAGACCAGCUAGUGAAGCGACUGGGAGACUUGGUGAAGAAGCAUACGGUAGAAAUCAAAUCCGUUCGCUCGUCGGUGGAAGCAGAAAGGAAGAAGCUGCAGAAGGAAGUAGAAGCCCAGUUGGAGGAAAUGAAGAAGAAAUCAGAAAAUGAAAUAAAGCAGCUGGAAGAAGAGAAAGCUGCCCUAAAUGUGAAGCUGCAGAAUUCUCUGCUGGAGGUUUUAAGGCUGGAAGAGUUUAUCCAACAAAAUAAGGUUCAUCCCCAAAAAGCUGAGGAAAGUCCCCAGGAAUUAGACUGCCAGCACCGCAGCAUUUUAGAGACCCAGGAGCCAUGCUUAAAGCUGAAUGAACCAUCUCAGACCCUGCCCAGAAGAGAAGAAUUUCAAGACAAGUUAGCAUCUGAAGGAGUUACCAGCAGUAACGAAGAAGAAAGGAUCAAAGUGCCCCACUCGGAGGGAGCUGACCCGCAAACUCCACUGGGCUCUUUGCUGAAGGAGAAGGCAUCUGAAAUCCAGCGUCUCCAGGAGGAGUGGCAAAGCCAGAAGGCUAGAUUGCAAGACCAGAUCUCACAGGUGCAGCAGGCUCUGGAGCAGUGCGUCGGCACCUACCGGGAGGACCUGCGGGAGCUCAGGCAGCUCUCCGACCGUGAAAGGGAGACGCUGCAGCGAGAGCUCCAGGAGAGCAUUCAGCAGAACCAGGCCAUGAAAGCCCAGCUUGAGGCUUCCCACCAGCGAGCUCUGCGGGUGCUCGAGAAGGCCAAAAACCAGGAACUCAAGGCCACCGAGGAACGCUUGAAGAAGGAAUCUAGCCACAGCCUCCAGAUCCAGCACCAGACGCACCGACUGGAGCUGCAGGCCUUGGAGGAAAAGGCAAGGCAAGAGCUCCAGGGGGAGCGUGAGAGGAUGCAGGCCCAGCAGACUCUGCUGCUAGAGUCCCUCAGGCAGGAACUGUCAGAGCAGCGGGCCACCUGCUCCGAGCACCAGAAGGAUUUGGUGGCACUGCAGGCCCAGCUGAGGGCUCUGGGCAGCUCUGGCCAACAGCAGGCCAGCCCCUGGCCCCCAGGGGACAGCAAGGACCAAGCCCUGACCGAGGAGGUCAGUGCCCUGCCCUGUCCACACCACAAGCCUCUCAAAGCAUAG